Molecule: messenger RNA, 366 nt
Organism: Colletotrichum destructivum
Lineage: Eukaryota; Fungi; Ascomycota; Sordariomycetes; Glomerellales; Glomerellaceae
Exons: 3
Coding region: 1-366 (121 amino acids)
Source: RefSeq, a predicted model, not a curated record
AUGUUGCUGAGACUGCUGUACUUCUGCCUCUCAUUGGCACUCGUUACCUUCCCUUUUGCUCUCGCAAACGAACACGCAAAGUGCUACUGCGUGUUGAACAAUGCCUCCCACAAGAGCCUGACUGACAAGGCAUGCGAAAUCUAUCGGACGACAAUGAAAAUCUUUGAAAAGGACAGUCCGGAAAGCGUCAAUACCACAAUGCUGUGGCAUGUUUGUGCGACAAUUGCACCGAAGGAUGGGGGCCGGAUGCGAUACGUCUCUGGGUUUGGCGGCAAGGAAUUCAAGAACGCGUGCAUACAGGCCAAGACCACCGGAGUCCUCCAGGACGCCAGCGGGGGGGAAGUAGGAUCAAAAUGCAGCAACUAG